This is a messenger RNA of Cyprinodon variegatus (sheepshead minnow), 1591 nucleotides long. It is a transcript of the gene src, whose product is annotated as proto-oncogene tyrosine-protein kinase Src-like. The transcript has 10 exons. Gene Ontology annotation, biological process: cell adhesion; protein phosphorylation; progesterone receptor signaling pathway. The record is from RefSeq and is a predicted model, not a curated record. The annotation marks the transcript as partial. Gene Ontology annotation, molecular function: growth factor receptor binding; ATP binding; non-membrane spanning protein tyrosine kinase activity. Gene Ontology annotation, cellular component: extrinsic component of cytoplasmic side of plasma membrane. Lineage: Eukaryota; Metazoa; Chordata; Actinopteri; Cyprinodontiformes; Cyprinodontidae.
CUUUUCUUUUCUUUUUUAUUUUUUUGUGUCUCAGAUCUCAGUGAGUCACUCAUGUGAGGUUCUGUCUUUUUUAAUUUAUUAUUUCUAUUUGAUAAAAAAGAAGAGAGAAAUGUCUCCCCAGUUUAGAAGGGUUUCCCCAGUAUGACCUCACCGGGCAGGCGCUCCUCCUCAGCGGGUUCUCCUCAUCAGGCUGCCUCCCUGAUCCUCUGGAGGAACCAGAUUUCAUCUUUAAUCUGGGCUCUGUGAUCUGGAAGUGUCGCAGGAGAAAUAAGUUUAUGCUUUGACUCCAAACUCGGACCUCCAGAAGAGCGAAGAGACUAAAUCUGCAGCUGUCUGCUCCUCAGGGUCUUGGCGAUGGGGGGGUCCAAGAGUAAGCCUAAAGAUGUUGGCCAGCGAACCCGCAGCCUGGACAGUAACAACAGCUCGGGUGGAGGGGCUGGCGGUCACCACCACGGCUCCGCUCAACAGUCGGCGACACCCAACCGAAGCCCGACUGUGGACACAGGACUCAGUAAUAAUCAGUCACUGACCAAUAACGCUGAACUCACUCUUUUUGGAGGCGUGGACAAUAACAGCGUUUCUUCCUCUAACAGAUUAACUCUGGCGGGUGUGACGGCAUUUGUGGCCUUAUACGACUACGAGUCUCGAACAGAGACGGAUCUGUCUUUCAAGAAGGGGGAGCGUCUACAGAUCCUAAAUAACACUCUUUUAUUUUCCAGUUUAACAGACUUCACCUUGAUUUCUGUGUUUGUCUUUUUUUCUAGAUGGUUCUUUGGCAAAAUGACACGACGUGAUUCGGAACGGAUGCUGCUCAGUUUAGACAACAGAAGAGGGACUUUUGUGGUGAGAGAGAGCGAGACCACCAAAGGCGCCUACUGCCUGUCAGUGUUGGACUAUGACAACACCAGAGGGCUUAACGUGAAACACUACAAGAUUAGGAAGCUGGACAGCGGGGGCUUCUACAUCACAUCCCGCACGCCGUUCCCCAGCCUGCAGCAGCUCGUCAAUCAUUAUCGCAGCCAGUUACAGGUCUGGUUUGUUCUGUCAGGAACGUGGAACGGAACGACGCGGGUGGCGAUCAAGACUCUGAAGCCGGGGACCAUGUCCCCCGAGGCCUUCCUGCAGGAAGCUCAGGUCAUGAAGAAACUGAGACACGAGAAGCUGGUUCAGCUGUACGCCGUGGUAUCUGAGGAGCCCAUCUUCAUCGUAACAGAGUUCAUGGGCCAAGGAAGCUUACUGGAGUUUCUGAAAGGAGAGUAUGGUGCGUUGCUGCGCCUCCCUCAGCUGGUGGACUUUGCCUCUCAGAUCGCUUCAGGGAUGGCCUAUGUGGAGAGGAUGAACUACGUGCACAGAGAUCUCCGAGCUGCUAACAUCCUGGUCGGAGAUAAUAUGGUUUGCAAGGUGGCUGAUUUUGGGCUGGCUCGGCUGAUUGAGGAUAAUGAAUAUACGGCCAGGCAAGGCGCCAAGUUUCCCAUCAAGUGGACGGCUCCUGAGGCGGCGCUCUACGGCCGCUUCACCAUCAAAUCUGACGUCUGGUCAUUUGGAGUCCUGCUGACCGAGCUGGCCACUAAAGGCCGUGUUCCCUAUCCAG